Molecule: messenger RNA, 720 nt
Organism: Exophiala aquamarina CBS 119918
Lineage: Eukaryota; Fungi; Ascomycota; Eurotiomycetes; Chaetothyriales; Herpotrichiellaceae
Exons: 1
Coding region: 1-720 (239 amino acids)
Biological process (GO): vacuolar proton-transporting V-type ATPase complex assembly
Cellular component (GO): endomembrane system
Source: RefSeq, a predicted model, not a curated record
AUGGUGCUCCUUAAUACAACCUCACGAAUACUCUCCGCGAUCUCAUCCCUGCCAUCCUCUGAUCGCUCCUCACUAAGCAAUCUUCCUACCACGAUCGACGCACCCAUCGAGCACAAGACCCUUCUAGCGAUAUCUCGAUGCUCGAGGCAAUUUACUCUCAAUGCUCUGUUACAUGGCACCCAUGUUUAUAUUGCCCCUCCACUGCGAAAGUCCGAGCCGUCCCCGCAGUAUGUUGCGCUCAUGGCCCGCCUACGCAAGGAGCAGGAGAAGCGUGAGUACGCCGCUUUAGUAUCAAGACGGGCAGUUGAGCAGGCAGACGUCGAAGCGGACGGAGGCAAAGAUGACAUCAGUCCCUCAUUGGUACUCAAUAUCUUGCUUAGCGUUGUCAUGUGUGCUGCUACCAUGUUAUAUUUGACCAGAUGGUGGCAUAAUGACGGAGUUCGAGUCCUCGUAUCGCUAGGUACGGGUCUCGUGGUCGGUAUCGCUGAAGUGACUGUGUAUGCUGCUUACCUGAGGAACGUCCGGGUCAGCAUAGAAAGAGAGAGAGCCAAACAUGAGAAGAAACAGUUCAUCACCGAGUUUCGGGGUGAUGAGCCAGGCAUACCUCUGGAUCAUAUCCUCGAUGAGAAGGAGGAAAUCUGGGGUCGUGGAAAACAUGGUGGUAUGAGAAGAAGAGUACGGGAGAAGUGGGAGAGAGAACAGAACAAGAACGACCAUUGA